Messenger RNA from Neurospora crassa OR74A, 2552 nucleotides. Its product is annotated as calcium-binding mitochondrial carrier protein Aralar2. Gene Ontology annotation, biological process: pyrimidine nucleotide import into mitochondrion. NCBI's taxonomy places the organism in Eukaryota, Fungi, Ascomycota, Sordariomycetes, Sordariales, Sordariaceae. Gene Ontology annotation, cellular component: mitochondrion. Gene Ontology annotation, molecular function: pyrimidine nucleotide transmembrane transporter activity. Bases 746 to 2098 code for a protein of 450 amino acids. The record is from RefSeq and is a predicted model, not a curated record. The transcript has 2 exons.
UAACUACGUAGUUUCCUUAACAAGAACCAACCUAUCUACACACCAACAUCACCAUCCGUCCUCGGCCUCCGUCUGGCAUUCGCACACAAAAAGGUUCCUGUUGUACCUCUUGGUCGAAAAGAGUCGUGUAGCUUCUUUCCACUGCACUUUGUACUAUCGUCCAUCUCUUUGCCAAGAAACCCUGUCUUUGGAAAACGGGACUUCCCCCACAUUCGCCCAUCCUUUCCUUCAUUCCACUCACCUGCAUACUAGCUCCUCUACCAAAGACAGGUACGGUAGCGAGCCUGCUCGUGUGCUCGCUCACCAAUUGCGAAAAAUCCAACAAGUUCCCAAAAUACGAUCCGCGCCAGGGCCUCUUUCUCUCCUACGCAAAAACCCGGCUGCCCCGAGCCUCACGGACGAACGGUGAUAUUUGGUGAACUCCUGUUAUCAACACCUCGGUCUUCGACUCAGUCCCCCCCAAGCGAACCUCUUUCUUCCCCGCACCCGCGCUAGUACGCCGUUCAAGCCGGGAACGUCAGCUUCCUGAUCAACACCACCCUCUCAAGACUCCAAAGCUCCAACAAGCCGAGAUCACCACCCUCUUUCCGACACUACGGCGGCAUCACGGGUCACCGAUUACUCCGGGGUCUCUGAGUUGCGACCAGCAGAGACCCCUCGAACAAAGACGCACCAUCUCGUCUCGAUCCCCGCGUCUCGAUUGCCCAGUCCCAGUUCCGACUCGAGUCGAGAGAAGGGUAGCGGCAUGUCUACUAUAGACACCCAACACCACAUCUCCCACUCUGGACCAGAUCCCGCGAGUUCGGCAGCAGAAUAUGGCGUGCGCUCCUUGCCAGGCGCCCGGCCACCCGCCACUUUUGCGCCCGCCAACUCGGUGACCGAAGAGCUGGAGGAGACAGCAGCAGCAGGGCAAGACAUAACAGAGGAGAUAAUAGACUCAGCCUCGGCCGACCCAAUGCAAGAGGACCCCAACCGGAUAACGGGCCUGGAAAGAUGGGCAAUGAAUGCUUCGGACUCGCAGUUCAAUGCGCUCGCCGGCGCAGUGGGAGGCUUCAUGUCCGGCGUGGUCACCUGCCCGCUGGACGUUAUCAAGACCAAGUUGCAAGCGCAGGGCGCGGGACAGCAUGUGGGCCAGCCCAGGAUGUACAAUGGCCUGGUAGGCACGGCCAAGGUAAUAUGGAGGCAUGAGGGCAUUCGCGGCAUGUAUAGGGGCUUGGGUCCUAUAAUAAUGGGCUACUUGCCCACCUGGGCUGUCUGGUUCACAGUCUACAACAAAAGCAAAAUAUGGCUACGCCAAUACACGGACAAGCCAAUUGCCAUCAACUUUGGCGCAUCCAUCAUAGCCGGCGCUAGUAGCACCAUUGCGACGAACCCGAUAUGGGUCAUCAAGACCCGACUCAUGUCGCAGUCGGCAUUUCAAGACGCGCGCCCCUCGAUGCACUCCCAUUGGCACUACAAGUCCACGUUCGAUGCCGCACGCAAGAUGUACACCACCGAGGGCCUUCUCUCCUUUUACUCCGGAUUGACACCUGCUCUUCUGGGUCUCUCCCAUGUGGCCGUCCAAUUUCCCACCUACGAGUUCCUCAAGACCAAGUUUACUGGACAAGGCAUGGGCGGCGCCGCCGGCGACCAGAACGCCAAGCCAAGCUUUAUGGGCACUUUUGCCGCCUCCGUCCUCUCCAAGAUUAUCGCCAGCAGUGCGACGUAUCCCCACGAGGUCAUCAGGACGAGACUGCAGACACAGCGCAGGCCGAUUCCGGGACAGGAGCACUUGCAGGGUCUGGGAGUGGUUGCCAAGAACGGCGCCGAGUCAAAGCAGCUGGCAACAUCAGGGCCCAAGUACAGAGGCGUGGUGAGCACCUUCAAGAUCAUGCUCAAGGAGGAAGGGUGGAGGGCGUUUUACGCUGGUAUGGGAACCAACAUGAUGAGAGCCGUCCCCGCGGCGACUGUCACCAUGCUCACGUACGAGUACGUGAUGAACAACCUGAAGCAGGCGAGGAAGCAUGGAAGGGAGAAGCUGGCCAAGGUUGCCGAGGCUACGGCUGUGAAGGCUGAGAGCGUCGAGAGGCCUGAGAUCUCCAGCAGCACCAGCAGCUAGAGACGUGCAAUGGAAUCGAGGGAUGUUCACAUGUUUGGAGUGGGUCAAGGAUUCGAAAGUUGGAUAUUCAUAUACGUAGCUUAUAUAUGGCGUGGAGCGAACAUACAGACACAGACGCACACAUACACAGCGACGGAGCGCGUGCAAAGUGGAAAAGCGAUACGGGACUGGGCAGGGGGGCAAGAUAGGAUCACAUUGCGAUACCCCGGAAGGGCGGUACAGGUACUCGGGAUUCUUCAUACAUGUAUACAUUUGGCAUACCGGUAUAGCGAGCAUAUAUAGUCUUAUGUUGAACAUGCUUCAGCUGAAAUGUCUGCUUCCUGAUCAAGCGGCUUUCUGUCUGGGGUUUUCAUCGGGCUAUUGAGUCAUGUCGGCGUUUAGACCACGAUCUUGCCCACACAACUUACCACUGGCAUGUUCAAGACUUGAGAAAUGGCUUCUGUAUGAAUUUGCU